Messenger RNA from Pygocentrus nattereri (red-bellied piranha), 1359 nucleotides. RefSeq names its product polycomb group ring finger 6 (gene pcgf6). Gene Ontology annotation, cellular component: PRC1 complex. Lineage: Eukaryota; Metazoa; Chordata; Actinopteri; Characiformes; Serrasalmidae. The record is from RefSeq and is a predicted model, not a curated record. The transcript is spliced from 10 exons. The coding region runs from base 222 to 1007 and encodes 261 amino acids. Gene Ontology annotation, biological process: regulation of transcription by RNA polymerase II.
GUUAUUGCGCGCCCUUUGAGUCGGUGGGCUCCGGCUCGUGUGAUUUAACCGUUGGGUGGCUGUGAGGAAAUAUUCGUCAAAGUUCGCUUACGUGUUGCAAUACAUUUUAUUUUGUGUCUGAGUCGCAUUUGGACUGGUAAUCCAAACUUAGAAAGUGCUGCAUUUGUCUGUUUGAACGCAAGCGAGCAGAUAAAGUGAAGGAGAGAGAGGGAGGGGGUGGGAUGGAGCGGAGCUGUGGGAGAAGCGAAAGUUGUGGUGACACCAGCGACUCAUUUACCGGCGUCUUUAAUAAGCAUGACAUCGACGACGAGACCUUACUACCUCUUAAGGAGUUCUAUCCUUAUAUUCGCUGUGCUCUCUGCACUGGGUUCUUCAUCGAUGCCACUACCAUCACCGAAUGUCUUCAUACGUUCUGUAAAAGUUGUAUUGUAAAGCACUUUUUCUACAGCAACAGGUGUCCCAGCUGUGACAUAGUCGUUCAUCAAACUCAACCACUGUACAAUAUAAGACCUGACAGACAGUUACAGGAUAUUGUUUAUAAGAUGGUUCCAACUUUGGAAGUAGCGGAGAGAAAACAAAUGUGUGCAUUUUACAAGGAGAGAGGACUUGUGGUGCCAAAACCAGUGGCGGUCCCAGCCAUGCUUCCAACAAAACUUGCGAAACAGAAACAGAAAGACCUGACGGCACAGUCUGUUUUCACCAUUCCUCCUGAACUAGAUGUAUCACUGAUGCUGGAAUUUGUUGGAGCCGAGGAGGGCAUUGAAAAUUACAAGCCUCUGGAGAGAAAGUAUGUGCGUGUAUCAGGUGAAGCUACUAUUCGUCAUGUGGUACUCUUCAUUCAAAGAAAGAUGGAGUUGAGUCCAGAGUUGCAGGUGGAUGUUGUUUGUGGAGAGCAUCUCUUGGAGCAGUGUCAGUCUUUGAGAGAAGUGAGAAACACAAUGGGGGAAAAUGCCCUCCAAGAUGGAAUGCUGGUUUUACAGUUUGGACUUGUGCUGCCUGCUCAGUGAAGAGAAGAUGCAGAUUCAUCCAGUCUCUUGUCUACAGUGAAUGGAGUAAGGGCUAUUCUGAACUUUGUCAGAAUCAUUUUUUUUCUGACUGUUUCCUGUUCAAAAUAUGUUCAAAGCUGCACAUUCUAAGAAAACUUGGAGUGCCUGCUGCACUUCUCUACUUUCCUUGUGCUUUUGUUCGGAUCUGCUUUCGUACAGUUGUAUAUAUUAUAAAACACUAUUCUUUAUGAAAAACUGGAGCGUUCACGCAGUUUUUAAGAACGUGAAAACGAAUGUACUGUUUUUGUAUUGAAAUGCAUUUACUGCACUUGUCAUCUUUUCAAUAAAUACAUGUUUGGUUAUUACUUUUAAA